AUGAGCAUCUCAAACGCCAACAGCAUCAAUCCAGAAUGUCAACAGCUGCAAUUCGCCUUGCCACCGGCCGGUGCAGCUGUCCGCGACUUCAUCGCUGCCCACCCCGAAGCCGAGGCGCAACUUUCACCCCUGGCAGAGGAACUCCUCCUACUACCCGAUGUGGUCGUCGCACUUUUGCGGAGUGAGGCGAGUUGCGCCGGGGAGGAUCGGCUACUGAACGAAACUCGACAGGUUCCGGCUUUUUGCAUCGAGGUCGUCGGCCAGAUUGUAGGGGUUGUUUCUGAUACUGGCCCUGAAAAGAGCCGAUGGUCCCUCGUGCGACGUGGAGACGAUGCGUGGAGGAGUGCUGCCAGUCACGCCGCGGCCCUGGGCUCGUAUCUGGCCUCGGGAAGGAGGACAAUGAGUCUGGCUGUCGAUGCACUCGACCUAGCCCAGCAUCUUCAAAGGGCAGAGGAGGCUGGUGAAUCCCCUCCUUAUGCUGCCAGUGCAACAUUGCAGGAGAUCAACUCCAUCAAAGAGAUCCUCAACCGCCAACCCGCAUCAGAGCAGAGGCUGUCGCUGCACAAGCUCGCCGGGUUCCUCAGCUUCCUUCGGACGUACAUUGACAACCAGUCCACCACGGUCCCGGCAUCGGAAAUGGCGAGACUGACCGUCACCGCCGAUAACGCCGGCGCUUCAACCUACUCUAUGUCCGCCGCGCCGAGCGUCGACGGUGACAUGAACACAGGCCCGGCCCUUCUCGCGGCCUCGCCCGCCCACGUCUCAUUCCGACACGUCGGCAAGAUCACAAUGAACCUAGAGAAAGAACCCCUCGACAUCCGCUUCACCUCCAACGCGGACCCGACAUCCUUCGCCGUCUCCAAUUUCUUCAAAGACAUUAGCCUCUUCGAUGCCGCAUCGGGGGAGCGCAGGCGCACCAUCAAAGUCAAAGGCGUGCACAUGGUCUUCUCCCCCUUUUGGGACCUGGUCGCCGUGACGACGGAGCAUCACGACGAAUACGUCCACCGAUUCCCCAAGCCCAUCCCAACGACGCACGACAUGAUCCAUUUUGAGAGGCCGGCUCUGUACGUCGUCGACUGGGCCAAUGACAAUAGCCCCACGGCGCGCAAGUUCGCCCUGCAGUGGCACGGCAUCCGCGCAUUCUCCUUCAGCCCGGACGGCCAGCUCCUGGCGAUCAAGGGCGUCCGGAACCGCGUCGAGAUCGUCACGGGGGCCAAGGGGCAAGGGUACAGCGUCAUCCGCAGCCACACGGACGAGGUCACGCACGCGGAGUGGACGGCGGACGGCACCAGGCUCGUGACCGCGUCGCGGGAUGGGACGCUGCGGGUCACGAAUGUCGAGACGGGCCGGACCGUUGCCAAGAUGGAGAUGGAGGACUGGAGGAAUCCGCUGCAGCUCGCCGUCGGUCCGAUGGGGGCGAUUGCGUCCAUUUGGGGCCGGACGGUGACGAUGUGGGACUAUGAGAGCGGCGCGAUGAACAGUUAUAACCUCGAGACUGCCAAGGGCAGCGAAGGCAUCCCGUUGGCGAUUUCGCCCGACCUGCGAUGGGUUGCGUACCGGUCCGAUGACGGUGCCGAUGUCACCGACCUGGCGACUGGCAGAGUAGUCUACUCGGCACGGCUGGAGUCUGGGUUCGCCGUUUCUGCUGCCUUCUCCGGGAACGGGCAGUACAUGGUUGUCGGGCGGUGUUUGCAUGGACAUCACGCCCGGAACGAUUCCGGCAUCCUCAACGUGUGGGAAGUUCAGACUUGA
This is a messenger RNA of Colletotrichum orchidophilum, 1752 nucleotides long. RefSeq names its product ribosome assembly protein 4. The record is from RefSeq and is a predicted model, not a curated record. The transcript is spliced from 2 exons. The coding region runs from base 1 to 1752 and encodes 583 amino acids. NCBI's taxonomy places the organism in Eukaryota, Fungi, Ascomycota, Sordariomycetes, Glomerellales, Glomerellaceae. Gene Ontology annotation, molecular function: protein binding.